This is a messenger RNA of Microthlaspi erraticum, 1065 nucleotides long. NCBI's taxonomy places the organism in Eukaryota, Viridiplantae, Streptophyta, Magnoliopsida, Brassicales, Brassicaceae. The record is from the annotation of a GenBank genome assembly.
AUGUUAAAGAGGCAGUCUCUCGCCAUUCUCUACAGAAUCGCCCCACGAUUCGAUUCACAAACCCUAAUGUCUGCUUACACCGAUCCCCUUUUUGUGCGAUCGCUCCACACUCGAUCCAUCGCGAACAGAACGGACGGAGAUUUCGUUAGCAGAAUCAAUCCCAUUGGAAUUUACAACAAUAGCAGCAACAGUAGUCGCUCUCAUGGCGGAUUGUUCAAGGUUGAUAAAGGCGGAAAGCCCAAUGGAUUAGCCAUUAGAAGUUGUUUUGAUUCUCACAAGAAGGCUGAUCAAAAGGCGCGAGCUUUAGCUCAGCAGCAUCGCCGUGGCCUGGGAUCUGGUCCGAGUGAGGAACGCGGCGGCGGAACCACCGACUUAGCGGAUGGCCGUGGUGCGUAUCUGCGUAGUAGCACGACGAGGUUCCCAGGAAAUGAUAAGAUAGUUGUGGCUGUUGACAUAGAUGAAGUUCUUGGAAACUUUGUCUCGGCCCUUAACAGGUUCAUUGCGGACCGCUAUUUGUCUAACCAUUCAGUCUCAGAAUACCACGUCUACGAGUUCUUCAAGAUAUGGAACUGCUCUCGCAAUGAAGCCGACUUACGUGUCCAUGAAUUUUUCAAGACAUCAUAUUUCAAGAAAGGGAUCCAUCCUCUUCCAGGUGCCCAUAAGACUCUACACAAGCUAUCAAGAUACUGCGACAUGUCAGUUGUGACGUCACGGCAGAAUGCGAUAAAGGAUCACACACUUGAGUGGAUCGACAUACAUUUCCCGGGACUGUUCAAACAGAUUCAUUUCGGGAACCAUUUUGCUCUUCAUGGAGAGUCUAGACCAAAGUCUGAAAUCUGCAGAUCAUUUGGAGCAGAGAUAUUGAUUGACGAUAAUCCGAGAUAUGCGGAGGAAUGCGCCAACAUUGGGAUGAAGGUUCUUCUCUUUGACUAUGAGAAUUCAUACCCUUGGUCUAAAACCGAGUCUGUGGAUAGACAUCCUCUGGUGACUAGAGUUCAUAACUGGGAAGAGGUGGAGCAGCAGAUUCUCUCAUGGGUGGUUUCAAAGUGUCGAAGCAAUGUAUAA